AACAGGACCGCGUCUCUUCUACCCUGAGGACAUGGCACUGAAUGUGGAGUCUUCCCUCUUCCUGGUCUUCUCUCUCCUGGAUUUCCUGCCGGUCCUGUGUAUGUCCAGCGCCCUGUGCCCUCACACCGCCUUCUACCACGACUGCUGGAUCAGACGCUUCCCUGGACUCUUCCUCAGCUUCUCUGUCUCUGAGCAGCGAGGUGCCCGGGUACUGCAGAGGCACCCAGAGCCGUCUGCCCACCUCUGCAGCCGCAAGUGCUGCGACCAAGAGUCUUGUAAUGUCGCCGUCUUCUACGCGGAGGUGAGCGUCGGGACCAUCAACUGCCACCUUGUGCACUGCCCGCAUCCUGACAGCUGCCUUGUCCAGGUACACGAGCGCAGUAUUCUGUUCACCGUAACAGCCGGUGUUGAUCCAGACCUGCUGGUGUUCGAAAAAUUGGGUCAUGUGGACUUUAACCUGCGGUCAUCUUUGAAAUGGAAUCGAGUGAACAUAUCGCAGACACACAGCUCCUCUGCUCCCACCUCUCCGCAGGUGCAUCCAACCGAGGAGCGCCACACGAACCAAGCAUCUUCUUCGCCAUAUAUAGUCUCCACUCCUUCACCUGCUGACUCCUCCCCUGAGGAAUCACCUACUCAACCACCCUCCCCUGCAGACUCUCCCCUCCGAUCCUUCCCCCCCACUCUCUACCCGCCCCAGACUCCUUCACACCUUGUGUCUGAGAGUGCUCGAUACUCCCCAUCAGGGGACAGGUCACAUGUCGGAGGGGAACUUGGCACCAAAGAUUUCCUGCCCUCCUCUCCACCUCUGGGAAAGCCAAUGACAGAUGUUGAAAGCCCAGCGCACCUGGACAGCAGCAAGCAACAUCUCAACGAGACCAAAGGCCACGUUGGAAGGAACCACAGCUCUGAUGCAGAAGGGGAGGACACAGGAGACCUUUCGACUAACCUUUGGGCUCUUCCGGUUCUUAUUGGUUCUGCGGUAACUUUAUUAUGCUGUUGCUCAGGAAUUCUGGCACUUGGGUGUUGCCGAAUGAGACGCAGAGGGCGGUACAAGCCUGGGAGAGCUCGUAGCACUGCCAGAGGGACUCUGAUUAGGUGGACUCUACUUAAGGACAAGGACUGACACUGUUGCCAAAAAGGUGAGUGCUGGCCUUUGGCCAAUGCUCCACAUCUCCCCCU
This is a messenger RNA of Nanorana parkeri, 1179 nucleotides long. It is a transcript of the gene MANSC4, whose product is annotated as MANSC domain containing 4. NCBI's taxonomy places the organism in Eukaryota, Metazoa, Chordata, Amphibia, Anura, Dicroglossidae. The coding region runs from base 32 to 1123 and encodes 363 amino acids. The transcript is spliced from 4 exons. The record is from RefSeq and is a predicted model, not a curated record.